Pocillopora meandrina is the source of this 12880-nucleotide messenger RNA. NCBI's taxonomy places the organism in Eukaryota, Metazoa, Cnidaria, Anthozoa, Scleractinia, Pocilloporidae. The record is from the annotation of a GenBank genome assembly.
AUGUUGGAUACGAAGUUUGUGUUUUUAUUCAUUUCAGUUUGGCAAGUUAAGGGAGACUGCAUCACAGGAAAAUGUGAAAAGAUCUCUUUCAAGAAGCAACAACAUGCCAAGCUGAACCAAGAGCUUGUUGGCCAUGUUUUCCACAAUUCUGUUACAUCAAACCCAGCUCAGUGCUACUUGUGGUGUAUAAACGACUGUCGAUGUUUGUCGAUAAACUACAAAGUCAAGAACGAAACCAAAUAUUGCGAGUUGAACGAAGGCAACCAUUUUACUGGAAAGAACUCUCUGGUAAACAAUACAGGAUCUAUUUAUUACGUACUGCGAAGGGAAACCUUCACUAAGGUAAUAAAUUUUAUAGUUUUAAGAGUUGUUUUCACGAAUCAUGAUCGCCAGUCUUCGUCCAGCUGGGAUAUGAGACAUCUUUUUUUUGAUAUCUUUUUUUUAAUUUUUAAAUUCUUUUAACUAGAAAUUGACGAUAGACUGCAAAAAAUCACCACAAUUAUAAGCAAUGUGUCGUGAUAAACUUCUUGGCGUUGACAAAGUUGUUCCUCCGCGUGGCUGCUGAUCCUAUCCGCAAAAUUAUUUGUAUGUUCGGUACAUUGUUUAUCUUAGACCUGAGAUAACAGCUACAGAAAAAGACGUUAAAUUUUAAAUGUAUUUGGAGAAACAGAAAACUCAAAAUUUGAAAAAUGACCUCAGUAUUUGUCUUUAGUUACAAGAUACGUACCUCUUUUUUUCGACUCUAAAGGAUGAUGAAAUUUCCUAUUGAAAAAAGUAAUUAUUUUUCGGUUUAUAAAAUAUCAAAGUGGGAUCAAAACAAUUAUCUUAAGCUUCAAAAAAUAUCAAAGGUAUGGGAAAAUUUGUGUUCUCCGUGAAAAUUCGAACGUCACCUAGUUCCGAUCUCGCGGUGAAAUGCUUAAAAAUCUUUGAGAUAAAACUUCUUGACUCUUGCAAGAUAAAAUGUAACUCACUCCUAAAACUCUUGCUUCGCUGAUUUUAGAGAUUAUUUCUCAUUCGGUAAUCUCUCUUGGUAGUUUGAGUAUAACACUGAAGAAAGAUAGUGCAAUGAAAUAUUAAAAAAAACCACCUAGUGUGGGAGAUUUCUGGGAAAUUAAGAGGUAACCUGCUUGCAAGUUUGAUGAUUUUUAUGUUACAUUAAAAAAAAAAGAAUAAUUUGUAUUUUAAUAAAUUUUUGUACAUAAGGCUCCAAACGUUUCAUGUGCCACCGACGUCACAUGUAGCAACGGCUGCUGCGGGAACAAUCCGUGUCUCAAUGGAGGAACCUGCACUGAGAUCUGUCAGCACACAAAUGUUCGGUACAACUGUUUCUGUCCUGUACCGUUUGUCAGUAAACACUGCGAGAUUCAGCUGAGAAGAAGCUGUCAGGAUUAUAAAGCAGCCAGGUUCACCGCCUCUGGAUUGUACACCGUCAAUGAUGACAGAAACCAAACUUUUCAAGUAUUCUGUGAUUUUGAUUCAGAGCCUGGGUUCGCUUGGAACCUGAUUGAGUCAUUCAAUUUGUCCAACAACCAUCUUUUUAAGGUAAUUUUCCUAUGAUUUAAAGCCAUAAAGAAAUAUAUCUUGUUCAUUCUCGUCUACAGAAAUAACGAGGAUGCGAAAAUUAUGUGCCCUCAAAAAUGAAAUGCCUUCAUUUUGAAUAUUUUUCUUCGUAAGUUAAGUUCGUCUGUCUUUUUAGAAGCUUUCGUCACUAAUGAUAUCUUCGAACUAUUCUGUCAACAAAAGAAAUCUUGUUUUAUACAUAAUGACUAUCCAGACUCAAGUACCAUCAGCAGUAAUGCUUCAAAUUGACAAUAGUACGUUAUAAAAAGUUCAGCCUAAUUUUUGUUUCAAGCUGCUAGAAUUUUAAGUUCAUGGAUGUGAUAGUGAUCUUUACCAACUGAAGUUCACAUUUUCUGUCUGCAGCUGAUCGUAUUUUACGAUAAUUACCAAGCCAUCAGCGGUGAUGCCCCAAAUUGGCAAGCAUACCUCAUGAAACGACCCUACCUCCUUUGGCUCAGAGAUCACUCGACUCACUGGAGAGCUACUUGCCGAUACGACACAGAUGGUACCGUACAUACAGAUUACUUGAGAGCCUCGCUUGAAGACUUCGACAUCAUUAGACAGGUACCCAUAGUGACCGAUGACUGUCGACCUUACGAAUAUGUGAACAUCCGGGGAAAUGAGUGUGUGAACUGCACAGCGAGAACCUGGUAUAAAAAAGGGUCUUUACAUCUGGCUAUCGACAGUUCCAAACAGAAUGGCUGUGAUUUCGAUGGAAGCAUUUCAGACCAAGCCGUACACAGCGAGGACAACUUUGGUUUCUAUGACGUGGUCAACCCCAAAUUUCGAUGUACUUCAAGCCAAAAUGCAACGACUCAGUUCUGGAUUGGAGGCAUUUUAUGACUUUCUAAUCCCUGACCCAGUUCCUGUUAAAAAGCAGGAAGUUCACUUGACCCAGGCAGACAUCUAUCCACCUUAAAAAUUUUAUUGCACUUAUAAAGUUAGAGCUCUACAAAAUAUUUAUCUUUGAGGGUAUCUUGGCGGUUAGAUAUAUGGGGGUCGGUAACCUCUCUGACACUGCACAGGAUGAAAUAGCUCAAUUAAGUUGCCUUAAAGUAACUUAAAGGCUAACAUAAGAACAUGAGGUCUCACAGUUGUUUGCGCUAGAGGUUUAAUAACGGCGGUUAGAUAUAUGGGGGUCGGUAACAUCUCAGACACUGCACAGGAUGAAAUAGCUCUAUUAAGUUGCCUUAAAGUAACUUAAAGGCUAACAUAAGAAACAUGAGGUCUCACAGUUGUUUGCGCUAGAGGUUUAGUAACCUUGUAAGUUUGGUAGGAAAUGCAACGGAAUUUAGCAGUUAAAGCUCUGUUUUAUCUUUAAGAUGUGUUCUUCAUUCUAGCUUUUCUUCCCAUACUAGAAAUUGUGCCAUAAACAAUAAAUUCAAGGCUAAACUGCAGAACACAAUAGGCACACUUUCGCACCACCAACCACAGUCGAGAGUUAGUUCAUUAUUUGAAACAAUUUUAGCAAUUACUGUAGAAUUUGUGAGUGGGCUUUAUUGAAAAGCAAUGUAACUUUUAAUAAGUUAAUUGUUGGAUUCUCAGUCUGAAAGUUGUAACUUUGUGUGGAACUGUAAGGAAGAAAUGUACAUGUGUGCCCUUCUAAGUGUGCCAAAGAACUGUUCAUAAUUCUUUAUUGUAGAGAGUUUAAUUUUUUGUGAAGUAAUCAUUAAUUGGUUUUAAUUUUCAUAGUUAAUGAAAAUACAGUCAAAAUACGCUUCCCUCCGAUUGUUGUGCAAAUGGUGCACAAUGACAUGAUGUGUGACAAACUGUAUGACACUUUCCUGCAUAGAUGUUCUUUCAUCAAAAUCGUUCAACUGAGUUUCAACCAUCAUUCUUUUACCACUUCGUUGAGCCAUAAAUGUUUCUUUUUUGCCAGGGAUUGGUCCGGGGAAUAUUUCAUAUGUGGCUUGUUUUAUUUCAGCACUUUAUAUAUUUGCAAAAGAGACACGAGCUCUAAUACAAAGCAAUUGAGGCGGGGAGGGGAAGUUCAUUAAAACGCUAGAUAAAAACUCUAUGAGCAGUUUGUCUGUUUACCUCCUAAAACUGCCUCAAUUACCAGCUUAGAAUUUCGAAAUCAAUGAAACUCUUAUUUGUCCAUCAAAUGACGAAGUUGAAGUUUUGUUACUCACGUUUAUUUUCCUGAAAGUUCAGGGCACAUUGCCCGAACGAAUAAAAAUUUCACUUGAUGUGCAAAUAAAACCCUUUUUCGCGGUGCAAUCGUUCCUUCCCCUUUGCAGUGGUGAUUUCGAUCACUCUGAUUAAAACCUCUGCUAUCAACAUUGAUUGGAGGGAUGUGGACUGACUCGAUCACAUAAAAUACACAAGAUCAUUCCAUAUGGAAUCAAGAACUUAAGUCAAACCUGAGCACUGACAGGAUUUGGAAACCAAACCCUUAUCGGUACUUUCUGUGAACAUCAGUAAAAAAUAGAUGAGCUCCAAGCCACUGGAAUACUGAAUUGAAAGAGUUAGUUAGACCCCAUUCAAACUGCUAUUUCUUUACUUGGACAGAAACAGUACCUAAAAAAAAUUACUAUUUGAGACAGGUAUGGGGAAGGUAAACUUAACUGCAGUAGGUUAAGAAUACUUUUAAGAUCUUUAUUCACAAAGGCUUCGACGUUUUGGCAGAAUAAAAACUGUAUUGUAUACUCACUGGCAUCAAGAGUGAUCCACUAUUUCUCAAGUGAGGUAGAUUAUUGACUUAUCAAAUUUACCUUCACAACGACAAUAUUUCAUGCGGCAAAGUAGCGAUCGUCGUUUACUGUAGCGUUAAAUUUUGUGACAGUGUCAAAAAAUACCAUAGCAAGCGGACCGUGCGAGUUUUAAGAUGGCCGGAGGUUGCAGGAUAACGUGCUUCACCAAUAUAAAUCUUAUUAGCAUGACAAGACGAUCCCGAAAAAUGACGAUUGAAUGUCACAGACGUUAAUUGCAGCACAAAAAUAGAAUAAUAAACACAAUAGUUGCUAAUAGAAUUAGAAAGAAAGGACUGGUAAACUUUAAGUUCCGUCGACGGAUGGGGACUGGUAAUCAACUCUUAGACCUCCCGAUUUUGCGGUAAGAUACUCUACCAUUGAACUUAAAAAAACUGAUCAGCAAAGGCAUGAUUUAGAUGCAAUAAGCUUAAGUGUCCUCUCUACAACUAAGAUCAGUACUGUCCUAUUUAUUUGCACGUUCACUUUCCAUUUGUAGCCAGAAAAGCCUUAUCACGAUCAAGAACGGGAAAAUAACUCACAUAUCUUGCCAAACCAUCAGAGACUCUAGAACUUACUCUCUCGCGGCCACAGCGCAUAUAUAUAUAUUUGACAAGGAGCGUGACUUGCCAAUUACGCUGUCCUUUUCAGCCCUGUCACUUUAAGAUUUGAGUGCCCCAUUCCCGCCUCAUUUGUAGCCUACAUUCAAUUGUAUCAACUUUGAUUCCCUUUUUGUCCAGGGUUAAAUAUUAGUGAACUUGUGACUUGAAGGUAAUGCACUUCUUAUCUCAACUACUGCUGUACCUCUCUCUUUUAAAAUUUAAUAAUUUCCUCAUAUCUUGAUUUUAUAUUAUUGAUUUAAGAAGAAAGUUGGACCUCUCUAGUUAAUGGACUUUGAAAAUGAUACUUCAGAGUCGAACUUGGAAAAAUAUUGAGCUUUUAAGUCGAAACUCUUCAUAUAACAAUUGAUGAAUUAAAGAGGUCCAACGCCGGAAGUCAGAAAAUCAUACGUCAAUAGCCCACAAAACAACUCCGAAAUCAAAUUUCUAAAAUGCGAAGUCUGAGGUCGGAAAUAGAACUCAGAACUCCGAACUGGAAUGUCCGAAAUCUUAAGUCUGAGGUUCGAAAUGGAAAAAUUUUAAAUCGAUAGCCGCAUCACAUGUGAGAUUCAACCUCGUAAAAGCAGAAGUCAGAAUUACUGUUGUGACGACUGAUCCCCCUCUCCGUUCCCCCUGGAAACCAUGUGAUCCCCCUCCCCUCCCUCCGUGGCCUAUAAUUUUCAUUUUCUUCUGGAACCCCCAUCUUGAAGGAAAACAGAACAGCUUUACUUUUAGUUAGCAGAACCUUCGAGAAACAGGCCCUUGGAUACACCGCUGAAUUAUUGAUAGCUAAUAAAAUAUAAUACAGUCGUAAAAUCGUUGUCCAGAAUAUCAACUAACAAAACAUAUGAGAGUGAAACUCUGCCUGACACUUUGGUUUUGCGGUAAUUUAUUUUAAUUUUCUCCGACGUUCUUUGGUCUUUUUCAGUCCAAACAUGACUGAAAAGUGAAUCUGGUUAAUUAGAAAUGCGUCAGUUAAUUUGCAUAUCAAAAGGUUAAACAUCAGUAGAGCUUCCUCGAGUGAUCUGUAUUCAACUCUCAUUAGCACAAGAUACUUUCAGCAAUUAUCAUAACGAUCAAAAAAUAUUCACAAACUUAAAUACGAACCCCAAAUUGUCUACAAAUCCCCAGUAGUUUGCAGGUAUAAAACAUGUUCCCUUUUAAUAAUAAUUAAUUGCGGUUAAUAAUAGUUAUUUAUUUUAAUUGUAGUAGUAGUAAUUGUCUUUGAGAAGCUCCCUCGGAGAAAGUCCAUAAAGGAUGUAUGUAUGUAUGUGUGUAUUAUGAGUUUCGAGUUUCUCAACUUAUCAGAAGCAAAACUAAAACAAAUUAUGACUACCUAUCCUCGUGGAUGUUGAUGUCUCCCCCAAAAGUAUUUCAAAACAGAGAACAUCGAUUGUUUUGAGCUCGAGGUAACAGCUGCAAAAGAUGUUGGAAGAUUUAAAUUAUUGUGCAAAACUGAAAACUUCAAAGAAAAAAAGACAUACUAUUUUUCCCAGUCUGUAUUUCAAGGUCCUCUUUUAUUCGGGUCCUAAAAGUAAACACAUUUCCUUUUUAAAAUUUUUGGAAAUCUUUCGAAUGAUGAAAUACAAAAAUGGAAUCAGACAAUUAACGGAGGAACAUUCAAAUAAAGAAAUCUUCCUGGCAGGUGCAACAGCUUCUCACCAGCGAGGAUAACGUGAAGAUCAUUCGCAGGUCAGAAUAUGACCGAAUUUAUUUCAUAGAGAAACUAUAUAGAAGUUGUCACGAAAAUGGAAAAAUUUGUCGUUUUCUCGAUUCCGUACUAAAACAUUAUUUUUAGAAAACGAGAUUGACCCGUGUAAACUAAAGACAUAAGAAAAUCGAAGAAUCGCUAGAUAUUGUCUUGUUUGUUUUGCCAGCAUUGAGAGGAUACCAAAUUGUAAAAAGUAUUAGGUAUUCAAUAUAACAACCCGGAGAAGAAGCACUUGUUUUUGUUACUUUUCCGAACCUUGAAUAUUCAUCUUGUGAAGUUAUUUUCUGUAAACUCAUUUGAUUGGUUUCUUACACGUUGAUUGACACAUAGGGAUGGGCGAUAUCUUAAAUAAGUAAUCUGCUCAAGAAGGACAUUUUCAGAAACAUCGUUUCCCCAGCUGAGAGUGAAAACGAUAAAAAUGAUGGUUGCAAAGUUUUUUUGUAUACUUAUUUCAGCUUUUAAAGUAAAGGGCUACUGCUCCACCGGAAAAUGUGAAAAGAUCUCUUUUAAUGAGCAAAAAGACGCCGAUCAUGACAAAGAGUUUGUCGGCCAUGUCUUCCACAAGUCUGUCACUUCAAACCCACAGCAGUGCUAUCUGUGGUGUAUCAACGACUGUCGGUGUCUGUCGAUAAACUACAAGGUCAAGAACGACACCAAAUACUGCGAGUUAAACGAAGGCAGCCAUUUUACAAACAAUAUGUCUUUGAUAAACGAUCCAGGAUCCAUUUAUUACAAACUUGGAAGGGAUGAAUUUAAUAAGGUAUAGGUAUAAUAACUUUAUUAUGUCAUAUCAUAUUUUUACUAUGAAUGAUUCCGGAUCUUUAUCUUAAGAUAUUAGGCAUUCGUUGUUUUUAAAACCGAUGAAGCUUCUGCCUAACGAUGAAUUAUAAAAAUAAGUCUGCACUGCGUACGUGUCUAAAGUGCAUAAUGGAAUAAAUGUUUUAUUAGAUAAUUACAUGCUUAGAGCUGUGCUCUCCUUUAGGUCUAUUUGCAAAGUAUGUUGAAUAGAUAAUGGCUGAGUAGGUGUACCAAAGUGUGAUAGUUUUCGAGGAAGUUGUUUGAUAAUCUAUUUAACGAUAAGAUUAGGAGUUGAUCCACAGAAGAGUUUCUCAACUAAUCAAAAGCAAUACUAAAACAAUUUGUGACUACCUAUCCUUGUGGAUACUGAAGUCUUCCCUAAAAGUGUUUUAAAACAGUGAACAUCGAUUGUUUCGAGCUCGAGUUAACAGCUGCAAAAGAUGUUGAGAGAUAAAUAUUAUUGUGCAAAACUAAAACUUCCCAGUCCCUGUUUCAAGAUCCUCUUUUAUUCGGGUCUGGAAAUUAAACACAUUCUUUUUUUCCUUUUAUUUUUAUGAAGAGAUACGAAUCUUUCGAAUGAUGAAAUACAAAAAUAGAAUCAGACAACUGAUGAAGAAAUAUUCAUAUAAAGAACUUUUCCUGCAGGUGCAAGAGCUUCUCUCAAGAGAGGAUAACUUAAAUGGGUCUAAAAUAAAAUUGAAUUUAUUCCGUAAAGAAAAUAUGUUUUAAAAAAAUUGUCACAAGAAUGGAAAAAUCGUUUUCCGAUUCAUUGGUAAAACUGCAACAGUUUUUACCAAACUAGAUUGACCUGAGUAAAGUAGAGACAUAAGAAAAUCAAAGACUAGGUGAUCUCGCUUGUUUAAAUAGUAAAUAUUUGACAUAGAGCACGUAGUAAGCGACUUGAGCACGAAAGAAGUGUAAGGAGAAACACGAGACUUAGGCGAGUGUUUCUUCCUCCUUCUUAAGUCAAAUUCCUCUGGCAUUACUCUUUAUUUUCCAAACAACAUGCAAUAUUUGAUAUGAAAAAAGUGUCGUAACGUGUUAGCCGAUACGUUUCUGGGAUGGAAACAAAGGUUUGAGCAUGCCCCUUUGUAUCUACCGAUACUAUAGGUAAAAGCGUCCGUUUCAGAGUUAGUUAUUAGAGUAAGAAAAUCAGGCUAAAAUCCCAUUCACACCAGCAAAGCGUGCUUGGUUAAAUCAGCUUUAACUGGAUGAAAAUCAGAAACAGAGAACUGAAGAACUGAAUUUUACAUGGUUUUCAUAAAGUCACCAUCACUGUGUUAGAUUUAAGCAUAAAAAAUAUCUGCAAAAACCCACAAAACUAGCAUAGGUUAUCCAACAUGUGUUUUAAACAACACAUUCGCAGUUUUGGAAGGAAGAAAUUUGAAGUUAUGUCUUUAUGCGUGGGAAGUGGUUUUAAGUAAACAUCAUUCUAUAGUGCAAAAUGGAAUAAAUGUAUAAAUCUAUAUGCAUUCUUACAGCUGUGCUGCACUUUAAGUCUAUUUGGAAAGUAUAUUGCAUAGAUAUGAAUGGUUGCGUAGGUUUACCUAAGUGUAGUAGUUUUCAAGCUGUUUGAUAACAACGAUGGUUCAAAAGUUUUUUUGAAUACUCCUUUCAGCUUUUCAAGGAAAGGGCUACUCCAUUGGAAAAUGUGAAAUGAUCUCUUCCGAGUUGUCUGAGCAAAUUGAUCCACGAGAGAGUUUCUCAACACAUCAGAAGCAAAACUAAAACAAAUUAUGACCACUUUUCCUCGUGGAUGCUGAUGUCUUCCCCAAAAGUAUUUCAAAACAAAGAACAUCAUCAUUGGGAGAUUUAAAUUUUUGUACAAAACUGAAAACUUAAAAAUAAACCCUAUCAUUUUUUCCAGUCUGUUUUUAAAGGUCCUCUUUUCUCCGGGUCUUGAAAGUAAACACAUUUCCUUUUUUAAAUUUUUAUGAAAAUAGGUGAAUCUUCCGAAUAAGGAAAUACGAAAAUGGAAUCGCACAACCAACGAAGAAACAUUCAAAUAAAGAACUGUUCCGCAGGUCAAAAAUAUGAUAGAAUUUAAUUCGUAGAGAAACCAUUGAAAACAAAUUGUCACAAAAAUGGAAAAAUCCGUCGUUUUCCCGAUUCCGUGAUAAAACAUGUAGUUGUUUUUACAAAACGAGAUCGACCUGAGUAAAGUAGAGACAUAAAAAAUAAAAAAACUCGUCAGUUUUAGCAAAUAUUUGACAUUAUGUGAUCUCGCUUGUUUGAAUAUUCAAAAAAGGGGUAAUUUUUCGUUCGUUGUAUUGUUUGUUGCAGUCCAAACGUAACUGAUUGGUGAGUCUAGCUGCAAUUAAAUUUCAUAUGCGUCAGCCGAAUUUGCGUAUCAACACGUAUCAAUACGUCUAGCGAUUUGUAUUGACCUCCAACAAGCGGAAACAUUUUCGCAGCUUUUAUAGUAGUAGCUUUGCAAUUUUCCCAUAACAUAGGGGAAAAUUGCUUAGUGGACGCUGUACAUGAUCAUUAAUUUCUGUCAUGUAUGUUUUUUAUUUCUCCAAGUCUUUGUGUUCACCGAAAAAUAUCUCUACAGAUAUAUUAAAGUUCACGAGGCAACCAGGUAGACAAUCAGACAUGAUCACCAAAGUAGCAUUAAAUCAUGCCUGGUCUCUUAUGAGCUGAACUCCAUGAAAAAUUAAUUUGUGGCAAUAAGAUGACGGUGAAGAGAAAUUUGCAUUUUAGUGCACCCGAGGACCUCGUGUUGUGGGUAAAUUGGUGAUUGUUUUUUUUGGUUUGUUUAUUAUCUUUUUUGUUUUACUGACUCAUAUUGGUCAACAGCAUUAAUACAUUAAGCUCCCAUCAAAUUUUGACCAACCUCAGACUGAAUUUAAUUUUUGGGGCCGGUAUUGGAGUUUAAGUUCGGCUUUGAUUCUUCAUCGAUAAUGAAAAGAGUGUACGUUUUUUAACGUUUUGUUGGGUCUCUUUUACUGUAGGGCAAAACCAGGAGAAUAUCAGGUGUUGAUAUUGCUUUUGCAAAACUUAUUGUUCCAAAAAUUUAUCAGAAAUACUUUUGAAUUCCCCACGGGUGAUGUAUGCAGCAAAGCGUAGUGAUCUUGAUAAAAACAAUUGGAAUUGGAAUUGUUUGUUCCUGUUGUGAUGUCCUUUCUAGAAACUGAUUCUUAGAAAGUUUUGCAGAAAUACUUUUGAGUUACCCCCUUGGGUGAUAUAUGCAGCAAAGCGUAGUGAUCUCAAUAAAAACAAUUGGAAAAAUUAAUUGCAUUCCAUGAUGGGCAAACUUCCUGAAAAAUGUUUGUUCCUAUUGUGAUGUCUUUUCCAUAAACUGAUUUGAUUGGUUCCUCACACCUCAAUUAACUUCUAAAGGAAAGGCGAUGUCUAAAUUAGUAAUCUGCUCAAGAAAGACAUCAUGAGAGACAUCGUUUUCUCGAGUGGGGUGUGAAAGGUAAAAUGUUGGAAACGAAGUUUGUGUUUUUAUUCAUUUCAGUUUGGCAAGCUAAGGGAGACUGCCUUACAGGAAAAUGUGAAAAGAUCUCUUUUAAUGAGCAACAACAUGCCAAGCAGAACCAAAAGCUUGUUGGCCGUGUUUUCAACAAUUCUGUUACGUUAAACCCAGCUCAGUGCUACUAAUGGUGUAUAAACGACUGUCGAUGUUUGUCGAUAAACUACAAAGUCAAGAACGAAACCAAAUAUUGCGAGUUGAACGAAGGCAACCAUUUUACUGAAAAUUUUAUCUUUAUCUUUUUUUUAUCUUCUUUUAUUUUUAUCUUUUUAAAUUUUAUCUUCAAUCAUCUUAUCUACGAAAUUAUUUUUAUGUUAAGCUCAUUGUUUAUCUUAAACCCGAGAUAACAGCUGCAGAAAAAGACGUUAAAUUUUUAACGUAUUUUGCUAAACAGAAAACUCAUAAUUUGAAAAAUAACCUUGGUAUUGGUCCUUAGUUGCAAGAUACGUACGUCUUUUAUUCGAGUCUAAAGGAUGAUGAAAUUUUGUAUUGAAAAUAGUAAUGAUUUAUUCGGUUUAAAACAUAUCAAAGUGGGAUUAAAACAAUUAUCUUCAGCUUCAAAAAAUUAUAAAGAUCUAUAGGAAAAUCUGUGUUCUCCGUGAAAAUUCAAACGUCACCUACUUCGCGGUGAAAUGCUGAAAAAUCUUUGAAAUAAAACUUAUUGACUCUUGCAAGAUAAAAUGCAAUUCACUCCUAAAACUCUUGCUUUGCUGAUUUUAGAGAUUAUUUCUCAUUCGGUGAUCUCUCCUGGUAGUCUGAGUAUAACAUUGAACAAAGAUGGUUCGAUGAAAUAUAAAAAACCCUUCUGGUAUGGGAGAUUGCUGGGAAAUUAAGAGGUAAUCUGCUUGCAAGUUUGAUGAUUUUUAUGUUACAUUUAAAAAAAAGAUUAUAAUGAUGAAAUGAAAGAAUAAUUUGUAUUUUAAUAAAUUUUUGUACAUAAGGCUCCCAACGCUCCAUGUACCACUGACGUCACAUGUAGCAACGGCUGCUGCGAGAACAAUCCGUGUCUCAAUGGAGGAACCUGCUCUGAGAUCUGUCAGCCCACAAAUGUUCGGUACAACUGUUCCUGUCCUGUACCGUUUGUUGGUAAACACUGUGAGAUUCAGCUGAGAAGCUGUCAGGAUUAUAAAGCAGCCAGUUUCACCGCCUCUGGAUUGUACACCGUUAUUGAUGACCGAAACCAAACUUUCCAAGUAUUCUGUGAUUUUGAUUCAGAGCCUGGGUUCGCAUGGAACCUGAUUGAGUCAUUCAAUUUGUCCAACAACCACCUUUUUAGGGUAAUUUUGCUCAGAUUUUAAAGCCAUAAAGAAAUAACGAGGAUGCGAAAAUUAAGUUCCCUCAAAAAUGAAAUGCCUUCAUUUUGAAUUUUUUUUCUUCGUAAGUUAAGUUCGUCUCUCUUUUUAGAAGCUUUCGUCACUAAUGAUGUCUUCGAAUAAUUUUGUCAACAAAAGAAGGGUACGUUAUAAAAAGUUCAGCCUAACUUUUGUUUCAAGCUGCAAGAAUCUUAAGUUCAGGAAUAUGUUAGUGAUAUUUACCAACUGAAGUUCACAUUUUCUGUCUGCAGCUGAUCGUAUUUUACGAUGACUACCGAGCCAUCAGCGGUGAUGCCCCAAAUUGGCAGGCCUACCUCAUGGAACGACCCUACCUCCUUUGGCUCAGAAAUCACUCGACUCACUGGAGAGCUACUUGCCGAUACGAGACAGAUGGCACCGUACAUACAGAUUACCUGAGAGCCUCGCUUGAAGACUUCGACAUCAUUAGACAGGUACCCAUAGUGACCGAUGACUGUCGACCUUACGAAUAUGUGAACAUCCGGGGAAAUGAGUGUGUGAAUUGCACAACAAGGACCUGGUGUAAAAAAGGAGCUUAUCAUUUCCAUAUCGACAGUUCCAUACAGAAUGGCUGUGAUUUCGAUGGAAGCAUUUCAGACCGAGCCGUACGCAGCGAGGACAACUUUGGUUUCUAUGACGUGGUCAAUCCUAAAUUUCGAUGUACUUCAAGCCAAAAUGCAACGACUCAGUUCUGGAUUGGAGGCACUUUAUGA